CUGUACCUACAACUUGACAAAUAGAAGAAGCCAAAUAAAAGAAUAUAUAUAAAAACAGAAAAAAGCAAAAAAAAUAGAAUGUUGUAUCCUUUGAAAUAUAUAUGUAUUUUUGUAAUAUAAGCAAAUCUAUAUGUUUAAUUGAAAACCUAAAACACAAUUCAGUAAACAAAAAAGUUAAAUAAAUGUAAAAUUAUAUAAAAAAAAACAUAUAUACAUAUAUACAUAUUUAUAUGUUGUUAUGUGUUUAUGCAAUUAAUAUCUCGUAUAAAUCAUGAGAAUCCGCAAAAGUACCGUAACAUUCGGUUUGCUUCUAUGCUACUCUCAACAUCUGUAGCCUGUAGCCUACAUCUAGGCGUUUACAUUUGAAGUGACUAAAAGUGCUGAUAUAGAUUUGAUUAUCAUCUUGUGUCUUGUGCGUUUGUCGGUGCCAAAAGUGUGCACUAAUGGAUGCGAGUUAAUGUGCACAGCGCGCCGCCUCGGGACAUUUUAAGGUGAUACAAAUAAGGGAAAACAUUAAUUCCGCCGACAUUUCAGGCAGCCUCUAAGUGAAUGCAAAUAUACAAACAUAAAUAGAAAGUGAAAGUGUAGAAAGGCUACAAAUCUGGUUAACACACACAAACAAAUAUAGCACACAUACAUACAUACAAAUUUACAUUUUCCCAUUAAGUGAAAAUAUAGUAAAUUUUGAGCAGAAUUGAGUAGCGCUCCUCACCUAACGGCCAUCUGUAAAAAGUUACAUUGUUGCGAGAAGAAAAAUAUUAAUCACUUAAAUGGACUUUUAAGAGCGAAGUGUUCGAUGAAAUCGAUUUAUCCGAUUUGUGCACCGCUGAAUGUAGUAUUAAGAAUAUAAAUCAUAGUUUUCAGGUAAUCACCGCCACACGUUCACUUGUGCUUUGUGCUGAAUCACGCCGCGAAAUGGAAGACUGGCUUAGCUCGCUGAAAUCCGCCUCAAUACCGGCGCGAGCGCGUGGCGAUAGCUUCUUCAUUGAACAACAUGAUUUAUUCUCCAAUCAUCAUCAUUGGUAUGCGACCUCCCACGCCCGUCCCACCUUCUGCAAUGUAUGCCGCGAUGUACUCUCCGGCGUUACCUCACAUGGCCUCUCUUGUGAGGUAUGCAAAUGCAAAGUGCAUAAACGUUGUGCUGCCAAAGCCAUUGCCAAUUGUAAAUGGACGACAUUGGCCACCGUCGGUAAGGAUAUCAUUGAGGAUCGCGACGGAAGUAUUAUCAUGCCACAUCAAUGGAUGGAGGGUAAUUUACCGGUCUCAUCGACCUGCUCGGUUUGUAAGAAGACUUGCGGUUCUGUUUUGCGUUUACAAGAUUGGCGUUGUUUAUGGUGUCGCGAAACGGUACAUGUUGCUUGUCGACCACAAAUUGCAGUCGCUUGUCCACUAGGACCGGCCAAGCUGUCAGUUGUGCCGCCUACCUGUGUACAUUCCAUUGGCAAUGAUGACUCCUGGGAUGUGGAGAGUCCAAAGGGUAACUUUUCGCCACUGUUGGUUUUCGUCAAUUCGAAAUCAGGAGACAAUCAGGGAGUGAAGUUUUUGCGACGCUUCAAGCAGUUAUUAAACCCAGCUCAAGUUUUCGAUCUCAUAUCCACCGGUCCCAGUUUGGGUUUGCGGCUCUUCAGACGUUUCGAAAUGUUUCGAAUAUUGGUUUGCUCCGGCGACGGUUCUGUGGGCUGGGUGCUCAGCGAGAUUGAUCGUUUCAGUAUGCAUAAACAAUGUCAAGUAGCAGUACUGCCUCUUGGUACCGGCAACGAUUUGGCGCGUGUUUUGGGCUGGGGCUCAUCUUGUGAUGAUGACGCACAUCUGCCCCAAAUACUCGAGCGUUAUGAAUCUGCUAGCACCAAAAUGUUGGAUCGUUGGAGCAUAAUGGUAUUCGAAAAGGCUGUCGCCGUGCAACCGAAGACGCCGAAAAUGUCAUUGUCGAGCGCACAAGAAGCACUACUUACCGGCAUGGUAACGUCGGCUAAUUUAAACUUGCGCAACAUUGUCGAGACCGAUGAUUCGCAGACGCUUAUUACUGCCACCAAAACGCUCUGCGAAACGCUCGACGAACUGAUGGUUCAGAUCUCUGAAAGUCGUAAGGAUGAUGAACAAUUACUGGUGAAAUGUGACAUACUUCGUGAGAAGUUAGCCAUGUUAUUGGAAGCUUUGCGCGAAGAAGAGACGGGUGCGCACGCGGGCGAUGACCUCUUAACGACAAUCAGUAGCAUUAUAUCAAAGAGUGCUGCCGCCUCUCCAACUGCUUCUACAACGCCCUCGACAUCAGCUUCACUGCUCAAUCCAAACAUAUCAAUCGAGAAAGACGAGAAGGAUCAAUUUAAUACAAAUGAGCGACGCAAUAGUCGCUCCUUACAGUCUACAGAACGCGAGUCGCUACAAUGUCGGGCCAACAGUGUUAAACGUGCCAUGUACAAUGUCAUCGAACACUCGGAACCAGGCAGACCCAAGCGCUAUCAGCGCAAGCUAUCCAUAACGCCAUUCGAAGCUUUAAAACUACCAACUAAUGCAUCGGGUGAAUCUACCCCUUGCUCUUCACCAUUACCCAUUAUACCGCCAAUUAACAUAAUAUCGCCCACCAUGGAAACCUCUCGCCUAACUUGCAUAUCGCCACUACCGGAUACUCGUCGCGACUCCGUCGACGAGAACUUCUUCAAUGCGAUUAGCAUACCAGUGCCACGUCAAUUUGCGGAUAGUCGCCGCAGUUCAGGCGUGCCCGAAGUAAUACAAGAGAUAGAAGAAAAUGGACAAGGAGGAAAUAGUGAGAUUGUCUAUCGUGUCGGCAGAUUAUCACUAAGUGGUGGUGCUAACAUUGAUGAUUUCGGCAAUCCAUUACCCAUAGUUGGUGAAAAUUCUGAUGUAAACUCACCCUCCGAACGUAAAAUCGACUUUCUUAGUGUGCCGAUAUUGACAAGCGAUCAGAUUGUAGAUCCUCUUUCGGACUACCGUCCAAUAGAGGUAUUCGAACGCAACUACUACAUGAGUCGUGAAUUGGAUAAGGAAAAGAAACUCAAGCAAAGUACGAGCGCCAAUAGGGAGUGCAACUAUGAAGAAGGCAAGGAGGAGAAAACAAUGCCCGAAAAGUCUAAGGCGUUACGUUUUGAUGACGAAGUUUGUCAGUUGCAGGUACCCAACGUAGUCAUACCCCCUAAAGCCCCAAAUGUAUACUCAAGCGAAACCAUAACGAUCAUUGAUACAGACGUAGCCCCUGAAUUAUCCUCGUCGGAUGAGUUACCAGGCGGCGAGGCUAGCGAUGUGCUAUCAGCCAUUGGUGAUGAGGAGUGCAGCGUAGCCUCCGAGAUAUUUGACAGGCAACAAGAAGGUCAAGAUCUAGAUCGCCCACUGCAGUUAGGAGACAUAAUACAGAACCUCGAUGCAAACUCUUUCACACACAUCGACUCGCCAGAAACGAGCGAUGAAACGGAAGUCGUGCCAGGCGAAUCGUUUAUGGAUGAUAUUAGUUCGGUACUGGGCCAUGACAUAGCAUGCGCCUUGCAAGACAAUACCAUAACCGACGAUACACCAACCCUUUGCUCGGACAAUCAACCGCCGCCACUAAAAUCUAUACGCAAGAAAUCGCUCAGCAUGGGUGGACAACGCAGCAUACGCCGGAACUCAUCACCGCCACGGCACGCACAAUUGGCACGCAUGGACAGCGAUGAGAAUCCGCAACAAUUCGGUUUCGAGAAUAUCGUUUUCGAAAUCGACAAUCGCUGCGAUGAUCAGAAGAUUCGUGAGCCGCCAAGGUACUGCAGUUUGGCACAGUUUGUCGAGGGUAAUGACAUAGCGCGCCAAAGCUUCAAGCGCCCGAAAAAGCGUUCGUCCGUACGCAAACCUAAAUCCUCCAUACUUAUCUCGCAACAACAACUCUCAAUUGAUGCAUCUACCACAACAACUUCCGCAACACACGCGAACGGCCAACAGACUGAGGAUGAAUUGACCACAAAAAUGGCUAUUAAGAUUGAGGUAUGCGACAUCGAGACCUAUGCACACAUGGAUAGUGGGGACAACUUGGAAGCGCCGUCAAUGCCUUAUGCCCAAAGCCAGCCGAAUGUAGCCACAAUGCCCCACAGCACAUUGAACAACCAAUCAACAAUAACAACAGCAACAACGCUUGGCUCAGCAUUGAGCACAUCGCCGAAAAAAUACGGACACGGACAAGAUGUAAAGCGCAUUACUUUUGAUGAGUCGUGUAAGAAAGAAUCCUUUGAUGAUGUAAAUCCAAACUAUCCGCAGAUAAGUGUAGUUGUGCGCCCACCAACCCCAUUACGUGGAGACGCUAUCAAACCGAUGAAUGCAGCGUCGGCAGCCAGCCUACUGUCGGCCCGUAUGCUGCCGAUGGAGUUGAGGCGACACUCAAGUCAUGCAACAACCAGUCUAGCGGUGCGAGAGCAUGCCGAGAAGGAUCGUCGACAUUCGGGCUUCAAUCCAAAUUUGUUAAGUUUAGAUCCGGAGCAUACGAAAUUCUUAAGCUCGUCACCAGCAGCAAGUCGACGCAUCAGCUGUGGCAGUCUCUUCAAGCCAAAUGAGGCGUUACCAAAUCUGCAGACACUUAAAGGCUCCAAGUCCAGUCUUUUUAUGGGUUCGGCACUAUUUGGAUUCGAUCAUUUUGGCGGUGGCAGUGGUGGCGGUAAUCCAGGUGGUGACAAAGAACGUGACGAUAAGAGCAAAAAAGAUAAGGAGCGGCUACUUGGCGCUGAAGAUGGCGCUAGGAAAAUGCCGAUAAUUAAUCCACUUGUACGCCUACCAAAUUGGCCAACCUUAGCCAAUAGUUCCGGGUUCAUCUCCAAAUGCUUGCUAGCAAAUGCAGAUACGCUCUGCGCUGCUGUUAGUCCACUAAUGGAUCCCGAUGAAACCCUGCUGGCAGGCUAUCAUGAGAAAUGCGUUAUGAACAAUUACUUUGGUAUUGGCAUAGAUGCCAAGAUCUCGCUCGAUUUCCAUAACAAACGGGAAGAGCACCCCGAGAAGUGUCGCUCGCGUGCCAAAAACUAUAUGUGGUACGGUGUGUUGGGUUCGAAGCAGCUAUUGCAGAAAACAUGUAAAAAUCUCGAGCAACGAGUGCAGUUGGAAUGUGAUGGGCAGCGUAUACCGCUGCCAUCCCUGCAGGGCAUUGUCAUAUUGAACAUACCCAGCUUUAUGGGCGGCACGAAUUUCUGGGGCUCCAGUAAGAAGGACGAUAUCUUCCUUUUGCCCAGCUUUGACGAUCGCAUACUCGAAGUUGUCGCCGUGUUUGGUUCGGUGCAAAUGGCCGCCUCGCGUCUCAUAAACUUACAGCAUCAUCGCAUAGCCCAAUGCCAGAGUGUGCAAAUAAAUAUUUUGGGCGAUGAAGAGAUACCCAUACAAGUUGAUGGCGAAGCUUGGCUACAACCACCCGGCAUGAUUCGUAUACUACACAAGAAUCGCGUACAAAUGCUUUGUCGUAAUCGUCAUUUGGAAAUAUCACUGAAAUCCUGGCAAGAAAAGCAGCGUCAACAUAGCAUAUCCAUACAGCGCGAACAAUCAUCGACUGCAUCCGAGCAUGCCAUGUCUACGGAUGAGGUGCUGUCGGAACGUGAAUGCUAUGUACUCUUGAACUUCAUUGAGGCUGUCAGUUCGCUUGUAAAAUGGGUGAAAUUCCUUAUAAUUUCACAUCCAUCUUUGCAACACGAUUUGUAUGCUGUGGCUUGUCGCGCCGCCGAAGUACUCGAAUCCAUACAUCCGGAUGGCAAAUUACUUGAGGGGCCCACACUACGCACCAAACUUGUGGAGGUUAUCGAGUCGGCGCGUCAAUUGUACGAGGAUUCCUGCAAUUUAUUACGGGAUCGUGCACAUAGCUUAAUAUUGAGAGAGGAUCUCGAGUCGAAGUUGAGCGCUGCCUUGGCCAAUAUCGAAAUGGAGCUGAAAAAGUGUUCGGUUCAGAAGAGUUUUGAUGGGAAAUUGCGCGCUUACUUCAACGCUUUGGCGCCAAAUGAAGAGGGUGAUGGCCGUCGCAAAUCGCGCCACUUCUGGGUGCGUCUGCGCUCUGGUUCCACCGUGGGACAGACACAACUGAAGCCACCACUAACGACAACACGCGAAGCUGCCAGCAAUUGGAGUGUCGACGAAGUGGUCACUUGGCUAGAAACAAUGCAGCUCUCCGAAUAUGUGGAGAGCUUCAUGAAGAACGAUAUACGCGGCAAAGAGCUACUAACACUAGGCAGAAGAGAUCUCAAAGAUUUGGGUGUAGUUAAAGUGGGGCACGUCAAACGCAUAUUGCAAGCAAUCAAGGAUAUGAACGAGAACUAAAAGGCGGGCGCUUGUGUGUAGUAACAAAUUAGUGCUUGUGGUAUAACGGUACUUACUUGGAAUAAAAUGAAAGCACAUCUUAAAGUUGUUAAGGCGAAAAACAAAGGUAUAAGUGAACUUUUUGACGACGAGCAAAAAUGCAUAAAACAAUCAUCUAGUAAUAAAUUAAAUAGACUAUAAGGCAGAUUGACAAGUAGAAAGCUAUUAAUAAGUUACAAAUACUUAUUAAAUGGUGUUUUUUUUUUUUGUAAUGGAGAAGUUCGCAUGCUAAUCAAAUGCAUUACUAAAACAAAAAUAAAAGUAAUUUUAAUUAAAAUUUUUUAAACAACUAAAAUGUUGCUUAAAAACAUAUAAACGAAGUAGUCAAAUGCAGUGGUAAAUGUGCACCUUGAGUAAUUACAAUAUUAUAAAUUAAAAAAAAAAUAACACAAUUAAAAACAAAAACAAAAAUAUUUUACACUUAUCAAAAAUUUAAACUUAUUUAUUAUAAUUGCUAUAAACGAAUUUAAAUGUAGUUACAAAAUGUAUUAUUGGUCAAUGUACCUCAGGAGUUUUUUGGGUGCAACUAUAAAGUAAAAAUUUUUAUGAAAAAUUUAAGAAGAUUUAAAUUCACACACAAACUGAACACAGCAAUGUAACAAACAUUUCUUUACGCUUUUAACAUUUAGGUAGACAAAAUUACAACUUCGAAAUUUAUCAGAGAAGCGAACCUUCGAGCAAAAUUAAAAAUUGAAUUCUAAAUUUAUAAGCAAUUUAAAGUCUAACUAUCGUUAAUAUUUAACAGUAAUAUCAUUAUAAUUCUAUAAAUUGUAGCUCCACUCUCACACCCGACACACCCACUACUGUAUAUAUACAAAUAUUAUGUGUUAAGCGUAAAUUAAUGUCAUAAGUAUAAAUUUUAUAAUUUUGUAAUCCACAAAGCGUUUUAAAUGUGUAACAAAAUGUUUAGAAAUCAGUAAAUUACCGUAAAAUCUCAAUUACUCUGUAAGGCAAACGCAAUUAGCUAUCAGGUGUACUUUCCAACGGCACAUAGGAGAAGUCCAAUAUUUUUCUGGAGCAGUUAUUUGCAGUUAACUGAAUUCUAAGUUAAACAUAACUGUAAAAGAAAUAUUAAAUUAAUUGUUAGCUUUCAAUUAUUUUAGUUGAGGCGGGACCAACACUUUACUAACAGAACAAGUGAGAGAAGAACUGAGUAAAACGCAGUUGAAUGGAAACCACUAUUUUUGUGCCUAACAUUAUUUCAACAAUAAAGCAGGUUUGAAACAGUUUUUGAAUAGUAAAUGGUUAUCAAAGCCGGUUGACCAGCUCGCGCCGCAGUUAUUCAUUUCCUGCAUUUGUUUCGAAAGAAAAAUUUAUAUUUCAUUCAAAAAAAGGUCCCUUUAUAAAAUUAUGAUUAAGAUGAGUUAUGAACUUAAACUCAACUGUAAAGUUUUUGUUACCAAAAGUUAAUUCCGAUAAAAUGUUUUAUCUUAGGUUUAGGUAUACAACCUUGCAUUAUCUACGAUUUACAUGAUUACAUAUAGUUUAAAGGUAAAUUUAGCUGCAUAUUUAAGCACUUACAUUAACGGUAACCUAUAAAUUAGUAUAAACGCAUAUGUAGACUUAUGUAUAUGCAUAAGUCAAUUAAUAUUAAGUCUUUAAAAAAAAACCGAAACCCGACGAAAGUAUUAAAUAUUUUAUAAUUAUUAAAUAUAGACACAUUUUAUUUAUAAGAAAACAAAUAAAACAUUUUUGAAAUUUUUCCUCGUACGUCUCCUAUUGGGGAAGAUUUUGAAAAUGCCUUAAGAGUAACUAUAAAUGGAAAACUUAAACAAAACGAAGUAAAUUUAACUGUAAACAAACCUUUUGAGUAUGUCUUAUUUUUUCGCUGAGAAAAAAAGUAUGAGCCCAGAUAUACUCAAGAUGUUUUAGAAAAAAUUAAAAUUCAAUGAUGACAUAAACACAUUGUCUUAAUUUAAUGGUCAAAAAACCUAAAGUUUUACAAAAAAAUUUAAUAAUUUAAAUAAUACAAAUUUAAACUUUUUUCAUUUUUUAACAGUAAAAUAUAUUUUUGUAUUAUUUAUGUUUACGUACCAUUUUAUUUUAAUUGAUACUAAUUUUUUUGGUUAUAACUUAAGGCAGCGUAUAAAAGUCGGUUGUAGGGCUUUUGUUACAAAAAAUUUGUUAGAUUUGUGUUACAAAAUUUCGGAGAUCAUUCGCUGUGUUAGCUGUACUUGUUAAUUAUUAUAUCAUCUUUUAGAAGUGUUAAUUACUUACCAUUGAAAAAUGUGCUGUCACAAAACAUGGAAAUUCAAACGAUUUACGCUUAAAACGAGGACAUGAAACAUUUUACUAAAAAAACAUUUAGACAAAAUUUGUAUUGAUACGUAAGCUCAUUAAAUUUAAGAACUAGAGUAAACAAUGUAACCUUAAAAGAUAUUAAAACAAACAUUUGAAGGUAUAAUUUCACAAUUCAAUUAAUGGUAAACAAUUUGAUAAAAACUAAAAACGAAAUUUAAAGAAAGAAAUUUAUUCAAUAAGAAAUCGCUUAAAAUGAAACUCUAAAAAUAUACAAAUCUAACUAAUAAAUAUAUUCCCCUUAAUUAUAUGUACUUAAAAUAAAUACUCUAAAUAAUUCGACGAACUAAAGGAAAAUUUAAGUUAGAAAAAAAAAAAAACAUUGUAAGUUGUGGCCGUAGGUUAUUACUAAUUUUUUAUAUAAAGCCAAAAGCACUCUAAAAGGCAAAUGGCGUUAGAACGCAAUAUUCAGUAGAUGUUGACAAAGUUACGAUAGAUUAAGUAUAUGCGAAUACAAUUCACUGAAUUUGAGGUUAUAAAUUCAGUUAAGCUUAUUUCAGUUAAACAAAGAAGUCAAUUUUACUGCCGUUUAUACUUUUCACAACUCAUAUGUAUCUCAGACACUAAUAACCUAUGCUAUAUAGUUUUUUCUGUGGCAUGCCUUUAAAAGAAAACUUCAUAUUUCCGGAAGCAUUUUUGUUUAUACUAUCAACAUUUUCCUAUUAGAGUACAUACAGUUGCAAGUUAUUUUUUAUAAAAGGUAAGUUUUUCGAAAAGAGGACAAUGUUGCAGCCUCAAAGACGUUGCAAAGUCUCCUUUUUUUUACAAAAGUAACAACUUUUUGACAUUUUCGAAAAUUAAAUACUCUUUCAGUUAAAGUAUUAUAAAUUGUCGAAAUUCUUAGAAAACUUUCAAAAAUCUUCUAGAGCUAAAAUCUAGUGCUCCUUAUAUAAUACACACAAGAAUAUUAAAUUUCUUCCAUAAAAAUCCAUCAAUUGGCAUUGAACAGUCAUGUUAAAUAAGCAACUGUUAACCACAACUAAACGAGUGAACACUUUCCAUACAGACUUUGUUUCAUAGGAAUUGUUCGCUUUAGGAACAAAUCAUUUCAGCAAGUUUAUUAAUUUUGCAAACCUAAUUUUUGAAUAAAAGUUACGCUAUGAGAAUUUCUGCAACAUAAAAUGGCUUCUAUAAAAAUGUUUGAAAGUUUUUAUUUAAUAUAGAAUAAUAUAGAAAAACUUUGAAGUUAUUGUUCUAAUGUCUUCUUUUUGAUUAUUUCUUAUUUUAUUUUAUUAUUACAUUUUUUUUUUGAUUAUGAUUUAUUGUUGCCAUGAUUUUUUUAUAACAUACCCGAAAUGCAUUAAAUCACAUAUCAAGUAACAUUCACAUUAUUGAAUUACCAAUAAUAUAAUUUUUCAUGCGUCUAUAUUUGUUCAUAUUUAUAUAUAGUUACUAUCACAAUUAUUAGGAAGACAAGAUAUACUAACAUUCCACUUAAGUCCUGUGUUCGAAAAACCAAAAGUAUUUGUUACACCUUUAAAGACUGCUAAAUUCAGUAAAAUCUGUGAUAUUUUUGCAGUCUCUAUUUUUAAAUUACGCAAAUAAUUACAAAAAAUUUAGAGCGAGAAAAGUAAAAUAAUAACAAAUUCGCUGGUAAUGAAGGCUGGAGUGAUCACAAGCAAAGUGAAUGAGCUAAAGCUUAUAAAUGCUUUUAAGUUUUGGCAUCUAAUAAGAAACAGAGCAAAAGGAAUUUGGCAACAAAUUAAAUAAAAUAAAUGCAGAAAACGUAUUUGUGUUUUCAUGCAUUUACAAUAAUGUAUGUUGUCGUGUGUUGUUGUAUUCUAAAUGUGUUUCUAAAAAAAUGCUCAUAUGUUUUCAAUAUCAUAAAGAGGCACUCCCAUAAGCCUCUCCUCGCUAUGAAACAAUUUUGAGCGCCAACAAUUAUUUGAAUACUUUCUGAAACCACAUUUCUUUUGAAGUACAAUCAACAAGAAAAAAAUUAAUAAAAGUUAGUUAUUAAGUAACAAUAAAAAUAUAUAUAAAUAAACGAAAACUAAACGCAAAAUCAUCAAAGACUACAUCUGAACUCUUACUCGCAUUGUGGCUGGGGAGCAAGGAGCGAUGUAACAGUAUGAAAACGCUAUACGCUUACAACACAUGUACUCGUAUUUAUAUACAUAAGAUAUGGUACAUGCAUUUGAACUGUCAGUUACUGUAGACUUAACUAUGUUAAGGCAUAGAUAAAUACAUAUGUAGCUGUGUAAUUAAUAAAUUGAUACAAUCUGAUUGCUAUUAGAAAAGAUGAUCUAAAAGAUACUUAGCUAUGAAAUUGGAAUAACGAAACGAAAGGAUUUUCACAAACACAUACACACUCAUUUACAUGUUACUUAUACAUAUACACACAAUCGUGUAACUUUUCCAGUUACAUACAUACAUAUACAUAUAUGUACGAGUAUAUGUAUAUUCGCAAUCUAUAUGUUUGUUAAUUAAAUAAAUGCAAAAUUUAACAAUUUUUUAGCGAAAAAAUCAAAGGAUAAUUAAAUAAAAGUUUAAAUUUCUAGAAAUUAAUUUUAAUAUAAUUAUAAGUGUAUAAUUCUACCAUUGAACUAAGUACCGCCAUGCCAAUAUUUGCAUAAACACAUGUUUAUAUAAUUGUUUAAAUAUAUAUAGUACACAUGUGCAUACAAAAACAAAAAAUUUGUAACACAUAGAAGUUUAUUUUGUAAAUGUGCAAUAUGCAGCAACAAAGCUCACUAGAACCCAUAUACAUACAUACAUAUGUAUGUACGUAUUCCAAAUUUUUUUAUAACCACAACUGCUUGGAAUAAAAAGAAAGCUUCAGUAACAAAAAUUUCAAACUUUAAUAUUAAAACAAAGAAAUGCCUACAAUUUUACCACAACGAUGAUUGCAGCUACAAAAUGUUUUGCAUACAUUCUACAACACAUCAAAAAUAUUAACCUUUCCUCGCAAAACACCUUCAGUGUAAUACACACUUUCGAAACUUUAUAUUAUUGUGCAUUGAGCACAGCUGCUGUAUUAUUUUUCCACCUCUUCCGUUCUCUAGUGGCUUAAAAAUCGGUCUAACAUAGGUAUCUUUCGAUUUCUGUAUUAUUGAAAUUAACAUAUUUUAAUUGAAAUGUUAUUUUUUCCAUUAAAUGUAAAAAUUUUCCCCAAACCAAUAAUUCCUGUUAAUAAAUAUGCACAAUAACAUUCCUGUACUCAUAAAGACUUCACAUUCACAGCACUCAAAAAUUGCAGUGCUGUUAACAGUUAACAGGCAUGUCAAAAAUGUUGUAAUAUUCACGCAUAGAGAAUGCGCUUCUAACAGUGAGAACAUGAUGCACCCGUUGCAUUACAGCUAGGCAAUGCUUAACAUUACAUUGCCUUUCAAGCAUCAACACAGAGUAUGUACUGUUUGCUUUGUUGAGAGAACCGAAGAAGUCAUGUUUGUUUGUGACUUUCGCCUUCGCUGCUAUUCAAGCUCACCACUUACAUUACUGUAAACGAUAUCAAACAAUGUUAAUGCAAUAGGUCACUCGUUACUUCGGCGAUAUCAAUCAAUCAAUAAAAGACCGAUGUUGCUUAAAAGUGUUGUAAAUUCACGGUAACUGUAAAAAAUAUUUUUUGAAAGAUAUUCCUAGAAAAGUGAAUAACGAAAUAUGCAACCUAAGACUAUGUAAUUGCAGUACCUAAGUUCACAUGCUCUAUAAAUUACUUAUCCUUACUACUGUAAAGUCUGUAAAUAAACUUAAUUUUCUUUCCACAGAGCAUUUUUAUUUCAUUUAUAAUUUUGUGCUAAUAAAACGGGCAUACAAAUGCGUCUCAAACACUGAGGAUUUCAAUAACAUUUAACAGCAACAGCAGCUAUGUUAAAUUGCACAUAAUAUUACUAUGCUAUGUUAAGGAACACUAAACAAAUAUACAUAUGUAUAUGUACAUACUAACACAGCAUAGCACAAUAAACAUAAACGAAUGUUCAACUACUGCAGAGAUGGGUUAUUGAGCAAACAAACAGUAAUGAUUUUCAAUAAAGUUUAAACCUCAACUGCAGAAA
Bactrocera neohumeralis is the source of this 12599-nucleotide messenger RNA. Its product is annotated as diacylglycerol kinase eta-like. Gene Ontology annotation, molecular function: protein binding; ATP-dependent diacylglycerol kinase activity. Gene Ontology annotation, biological process: intracellular signal transduction; lipid phosphorylation; diacylglycerol metabolic process. The record is from RefSeq and is a predicted model, not a curated record. Lineage: Eukaryota; Metazoa; Arthropoda; Insecta; Diptera; Tephritidae. The coding region runs from base 916 to 6267 and encodes 1783 amino acids. The transcript has 12 exons.